Condylura cristata (star-nosed mole) is the source of this 5418-nucleotide messenger RNA. It is a transcript of the gene ZRANB1, whose product is annotated as zinc finger, RAN-binding domain containing 1. Lineage: Eukaryota; Metazoa; Chordata; Mammalia; Eulipotyphla; Talpidae. The record is from RefSeq and is a predicted model, not a curated record. Gene Ontology annotation, molecular function: cysteine-type deubiquitinase activity; K63-linked polyubiquitin modification-dependent protein binding. The transcript has 9 exons. Gene Ontology annotation, cellular component: nucleus; cytoplasm. Bases 240 to 2486 code for a protein of 748 amino acids. Gene Ontology annotation, biological process: protein deubiquitination involved in ubiquitin-dependent protein catabolic process; positive regulation of Wnt signaling pathway; cytoskeleton organization.
GAAAUGAAAUAUUUCUAUUAGUGGGUUCCCUAUUUUGACCUGUACAGCUUAGAGAAAUAAAUUUCCCUCUACUGUCUGCCUAUCUCUUUUGCAUUCCAAAGUGCGGUCUCAUUAAACUCCAAGGUCUAAAAUCUUUCUUUGGGAGCUAGCCUCCAGUAUCUACGUGGAUUUACAAAAGGGGAAAGAAAGCAAGGAUAGUUUGAUGUGAAGUCUUCCUUUAUGCAUCUUUUGAUAAACUUAUGCUUUACAAGUGGAAGGAUACUUUUAUUUUGGGGCCAUAUUUUCAGAGGUGUUUUAAUAACCUUUUCCUAAUUAUUUAUAGCUUCCUGAUUGACAUAACUCACUUCAAGAAGCGCACAAUGUCAGAACGUGGGGUUAAGUGGGCCUGUGAAUACUGCACGUAUGAAAACUGGCCGUCGGCCAUCAAGUGUACCAUGUGUCGCGCCCAGAGACCUAGCGGAACGAUCAUUACUGAAGACCCAUUUAAGAGCGGUUCAAGUGACAUGGGUCGAGACUGGGACCCUUCCAGCACCGAAGGAGGAAGUAGUCCUUUGAUAUGUCCGGACUCCAGUGCAAGACCCAGAGUUAAGUCUUCGUACAGCACGGAAAAUGCAAAUAAAUGGUCGUGUCACAUGUGCACAUAUUUGAACUGGCCAAGAGCAAUCAGAUGUACCCAGUGCUUAUCCCAGCGUAGGACCCGGAGCCCCACAGAAUCCCCUCAGUCCUCAGGGUCUGGCUCGAGGCCAGUUGCUUUUUCUGUAGACCCUUGUGAGGAAUACAAUGACAGAAAUAAACUGAACACGAGGACCCAGCACUGGACUUGCUCUGUUUGCACAUAUGAGAACUGGGCCAAGGCUAAAAAAUGUGUUGUUUGUGAUCACCCCAGACCUAAUAAUAUUGAGGCAAUAGAGCUGGCAGAGACUGAAGAGGCUUCUUCAAUCAUAAAUGAGCAGGACAGAGCUCGAUGGAGGGGGAGCUGCAGUAGUGGCAAUAGCCAAAGACGAUCACCUCCUGCUACAAAACGGGACUCGGAGAUGAAAAUGGAUUUUCAGAGGAUUGAAUUGGCCGGUGCUGUUGGCAGCAAAGAGGAACUUGAAGUGGACUUCAAAAAACUAAAGCAAAUUAAAAACAGGAUGAAAAAGACCGACUGGCUAUUCCUCAAUGCUUGUGUGGGGGUCGUGGAAGGAGAUUUGGCUGCUAUAGAAGCAUACAAGUCCUCGGGAGGGGACAUUGCCCGCCAGCUCAGCGCAGACGAAGUGCGCCUGCUGAGCCGCCCCUCCGCCUUCGAUGUGGGCUACACGCUGGUGCACCUGGCCAUCCGCUUCCAGAGGCAGGACAUGCUGGCCAUACUGCUCACGGAGGUAUCUCAGCAAGCAGCAAAGUGUAUUCCAGCAAUGGUGUGUCCUGAACUGACAGAGCAGAUCCGGCGGGAGAUAGCUGCUUCUCUUCAUCAGAGAAAGGGGGAUUUUGCUUGCUAUUUUCUAACUGACCUUGUAACAUUUACAUUGCCAGCAGAUAUUGAAGACUUGCCUCCAACAGUACAAGAAAAAUUAUUUGAUGAGGUGCUUGAUAGGGAUGUUCAAAAAGAGUUAGAAGAAGAGUCUCCAAUCAUAAACUGGUCCUUGGAACUGGCGACGCGCUUGGAUAGCCGCCUUUAUGCACUGUGGAACCGGACUGCGGGAGACUGCUUGCUGGAUUCCGUGCUGCAGGCGACCUGGGGCAUCUACGACAAGGACUCGGUGCUGCGGAAAGCGCUGCAUGACAGCUUGCACGACUGUUCACACUGGUUUUAUACACGUUGGAAAGAUUGGGAAUCAUGGUAUUCUCAGAGCUUUGGUUUACAUUUUUCCUUGAGAGAAGAACAGUGGCAAGAAGACUGGGCAUUUAUACUCUCUCUUGCCAGCCAGCCUGGAGCGAGUUUGGAGCAGACACACAUUUUUGUACUUGCGCAUAUUCUCAGACGACCAAUCAUAGUCUACGGUGUGAAAUACUACAAGAGUUUCCGAGGAGAGACCUUAGGGUAUACUCGGUUUCAAGGCGUCUACUUGCCCUUGUUGUGGGAGCAGAGCUUCUGCUGGAAAAGCCCGAUCGCUCUGGGCUACACGAGGGGCCACUUCUCCGCUCUGGUCGCCAUGGAGAAUGACGGCUAUGGGGGCCGAGGUGCUGGUGCGAACCUGCACACAGACGACGACGUGACCAUCACCUUCCUGCCCCUGGUGGACAGCGAGAGGAAACUGCUGCACGUGCACUUUCUGUCUGCACAGGAGCUAGGGAAUGAGGAGCAGCAGGAAAAACUGCUCAGGGAGUGGCUGGACUGCUGUGUGACCGAGGGGGGGGUACUUGUUGCCAUGCAGAAAAGCUCCCGGCGACGAAACCACCCCUUGGUCACGCAGAUGGUGGAAAAGUGGCUUGACCGUUACCGACAGAUCCGACCUUGCACGUCUCUGUCUGAUGGCGAGGAAGACGAAGAUGACGAAGACGAAUAAAGACAAGUCAGAGAGCAGAAGCCCGAGGGAUUGGCACUGGGGUGACCCCAAGUGAGUGUGGCCCUCCAAGCAGCGUGCACGGCCUGCAGCCUGCCUAGCUGCAGGGUCUGCGCGAGGGCGCCUCGAUCCACACCCCAAGAGGAGGCCGCAUCUGCUGCAAGAGGACAGAAAACUGUUUGGACUCCAGUUGUAAAAACUAAUUUUAUUAAGACGGAACAACUUUUCCCCUUUCAAAUUGUAAAUCUGUCUAUAAAGUAACGCAUGUGGUUGUGUAAGAAGUUGUGUAAUAGGCAAAGUUGUGCCGGCAUCCUCACAGUCCCAGAAGUUCUUCCCAGCACGGGCACCCACAAAAGCACAUGGCAGAGGCCUCUGUUCCUUCGAGAUCUUCUUGUUGAGUAGAACCUGGCAUUCUACUCCCUCCUAAAGAUCCAUUUUACAUUGAUUCUCACCAGAGUUCACUAGAGACUUGGAAACUUUUGUACAAAUUAUCCACAGCAAAACAAAAAUAAACAAGCUUUUUAUUUUAUUAAUAAUUUAGUCCCUGUGUGCCCAAUAAAAUAAAAUCAAAUCUUUAAGGAACAAACUGCAAGGAAAAUAAGAAUUUUCUAUUGAGCGAACUUUAUCUAGACACUGCUCCCUUUUUUGCAAAGGGUUUUGGUUUCUGUUACUUGUUUCUGAAGUUUUCUGAUCUGCCCUUUUCAGUAUUAGGCACUAAUUUGUUUCAAGAGUGCCCUUAAAAUGAGGGCUCUCAGACCUUACUCCUGGCCACAGUCUGCUGGUGAAGCUCCCCGGAUGCACGUUGUGGGCCUCCACUCUGACAGAUUCGCUCCGCCGACAGUGCCGUGUCCCUGCAUCGCCACACAGGGCUGUGGACUCGUGUGCAUCGGCUGCGCCCGGCCGGUUGUCAGGAAGGCGCCUCUGCUCUGGCUCUCGGGGGACGGCUCAGCACAGAAUAAAGACUUCAAAAAUGCAGUGAGGCGGUACAUACACUGCACAAGGGGCUUCUCAGCGAGUGGCCUGAGAAUUUUUGCAUGUUGGUUAACUAUGGCCAUUUUAUUUUAACUUAAAAGUAUCAUCUUAAAUAGAAGAGCAUUUAAAAAAUAUCAUUUGACCAAGCGGUACACACUCAAUACUGGAUAAACAUUUCACACCUCUCAGAGCACAGACUUAGUGUCCUGAUAGUCAGCACUUUGUAGACUGUUAAUGGGGAAGGACUUGGAAAGAAGCUCUGCGUAUGUGUGUGGCUUCGCCCAUAAAAGACAGACACAAGUUUUCCUUCCCCCUGAUGCGAAAAGGCUGUGAAAACCUUUUAAACUGCUGCUUUUUUUCUUCUAACCACUAAACUGGUGACAAGAUUGCACACAACCUCAAACUUAAUGCCGGAAUACUAAAAAAAAGGAAAAACCACCCAAGGAAUGUCAGUAAUUUGCUCUCCCCUUUUGAGCACUCGUGAAAAGGUGUCCCAGUCCCAGUCCCAGGCUAAAUCACUUUUGCUACAUGUAAAAACCUUGCAGGAAAAACUGGCAAUUUCAGUCCAUAUACAAAGAACCUUGUUAUAAUGGUAAAUGCCAAAAACUUGCAAGUGCUUAAUAUUUUAUUGCAAAUUGAUUGGUUUGCUUUCACUUUGAUCAGUAAUUCAAGAUUCUCAGCAGGUUGCCAUGCUGACUCCCUAGUGCAGCGUCUCUGGUAAAUUUGCUCCAUGUAUAGGACAUUUCUCCAAUGGGCACAGGUCCUGUUCCAGUCACCUGCCUGUUAGGCAGUCGCUACCCCCUCAGUGAGGUGGCCAGUGCUGUCAGGAGGGAUAGGCUGGAUCUCUGGCCUGUGUGUGGUGCUCGGAGUGUUAUCGGACCUCAAGGUACCUCUUUAUUGCCACCAGCGGUCCUGACCACAUCUGGUCAAACAGGUGCAGCGUUACACUCCAUGGGAAGGCAUUAUGGAGGCGUCCGAUCCCUAGGCUCCAGGUAGGGCUGGGCCUGAGUGGUCCCCAAGCACAUACACUGCUGAACGUGAAACUUUUGGGUGAACCAAUACUCUGUUAAGCUCUUGAACUAUUAAACAGCCAUAAAUAUUGCAAGAUAGAGUUUGCGGUGCUUUCUGGAAGCCUGUGCUGCUGGGUGACAGAUGUGAAUGUCCGUUGGCUAACUCUGGAUUGUGUGGACGUCCUGAUUUUUUCCCCCUAGGGAGAAUAGUGUGGUGUUUUCUGUUCAGAUUAAACAGAACCCAGGCCCUGGGAAUCAUGGAAUCGGACCUGCCUUUUGUCGGUUGACUCUUGGGCUCAUUGUGUAAGAGGCCGAGUCUCGGUUAACAGGGUGUGGCCGUGUACUGAUCAGCCUGCAUCUGUGUUCGUCAUGGCUGCUCUUUGACAAGAGCUUAGGGAGAGAAUGUAGAACUGUUCUGUUCCUGGAAGGAUAGGUCAGUAGCCACGCUCUCCACCCCAGUGACUCCGUGGUAGCUGGGAGGGGACAGCACCUUAAAAUAGGUGAGGCUCAUGCUAGAAGAUCCCCUCACUUUAUUAGUAGGGAAGGCUCAGGGAGUUUGAUGCCGGGUUUGCUGGACUUAUGGACACUUAAGAUGUCUCUAGUAUGAGUUUGAUGCUUGCUGUUUUAGAAGGUCAUGAAGUCUUUAACACGGCAAUGACCGAUGUUGUCUCUUGGUGUGUUUGUGUGUGUAUACAUCUCUCUCUACACACACACACACGCACGCACGCACGCAAGCACGCACACUCCCCUCCUCGAGAUUUACCUUCUGUUUGAAUUAUUUGAGUCCAGGUACUUUAGCUCCAGUAGAUAUUGAAGCUCUCAUUCUUGGCCUUCUUGACUUAGUUUCUAACCCCACCGACUCUUUGAGGUUUUCAACUGAACUAUCAGAUGAGGUGCUUGUCAACAUUUAAAUAUGCUUGUAGACCCUGGUUAUAUACAACAAGCUGGAAAAU